Messenger RNA from Glossina fuscipes, 381 nucleotides. RefSeq lists its product as uncharacterized. Bases 4 to 381 code for a protein of 125 amino acids. The record is from RefSeq and is a predicted model, not a curated record. The transcript has 4 exons. Lineage: Eukaryota; Metazoa; Arthropoda; Insecta; Diptera; Glossinidae. Gene Ontology annotation, molecular function: odorant binding.
GACAUGAUAAGAGAAUCGGUUCGUGAAUGCUAUGAAGACGAAGCGAAUACGAUUAAAAUUGAAAUAACUGAAGAAGGCUUUCGCGAUAUAUUACAAGGCGAACAAGAGGAAGUUUCACGCAAUGGGAAAUGUUUGCGUUAUUGCAUUCUCAAGAAUAACAAUUUGUUCACUCCCGAUAAUUUAUUAAGUGAAGAAGACGUCCUACAAUUUUUUGAGAAUCUAUUCGCCGUCAGAGACAUUGAUACGAACAUUAUACAGCAUAUUAUUAAAAAGUGUGAUAAGGCAAUGAAGCAUGAAGAAGAUCGUUGUGAACGUGCCCAUACAGCGUCCGUGUGUAUUUUGAAACAAUUAAAGGAGUUGGAACUAAUCAAUUCAAAUUAG